CCCUGGGGGCGGGGCAAGGGGCCCAGGGCUUCUGCGGGCGGAACUGUAGUCAAAGCCUGGAGUCGUGGGGCGGGAACCGAAAUUCCUCAGGCUGACCCCUUUCACUGGGCCUCACUUUCACUCAGGGUGUGGAGUUCCUGCGUUCCGUUCCCCUUCCACUCUUUCAGACGCGAACUCCCUCCGGCACAUCCUCCCUCUCUGGCUCUGAUGUUCCUCCUAAGACAACACAAACAGACCCUCUCUCUGCGUCUCGGUUUUCACUCAUCGUCUUUCUGGCUUACAUCUCCUGAGUCCUUAUCAGGGUUUGUAGAUUGUGACUUUUGACAUGAAAGAAAUAAAGCAGGGAGUUUAGCCCGGACCCUUCAGUCCUAGUCUGAUCAAGCACUGAUCGCCCACCCAGCGUCCUCAAGGCUUGGCCCCUGACCAGCAGUUGGACGGGAAAGUCCAAACCCUCCGGAUCUCAAAGAGCGUUGAGAUUAGAUCAGGGUUUCCAAAUCCACCUGCCAAGGAGAAGAUACGGAUUUGAUCCCUGAUCUGGGAAGAUUCCACGUGCAUCGGAGCAGCCAACCCUGUGCGCCGCGACUAUUGAGCCUGUGCUCCAGAGCCAGGAGCCAUAACUACCGAAGCCGUGCGCCCUAGAGCCCAUGCUCCCCAACAAGAGAAGCCACUGUUGUGAGAAGCCCAUGCACCAUAACUAGAGAGCAGCCUCCACUCGCCACAACUAGAGAAAAGCCUGGGCACAGCCAAAAAUAAAUAAAUACUAAUAAUAGUUAUAUAGAGAACAUAUUUAUAAUAUAGCACUUUGAUAAGACUUUUUGAGUAUUAAGCACUGUUCUGAGUGCUGAGUAUAGCUUGUUUAAUUUUCUUCUUCACAGUAAAAUGUUGACCUGAGGAUUACAUUUUACAGAUGAACAAAUAGGAAUGGAAAGGUUAAAAACUGUGCCCAGGGCUACACAGAAAGUGGAAAAGCUUGGGUUCCUAGCCCAAGCAACCUGGCUCAGAAUUUCUGCCCUUAACUCCUGUGCUUCGGCAAACAUCGCCUGAGCACUGCAUAGUAUGUACCAAGCCUGGGGCAGACCUAGAGAGGGAAGGAUAAAAAAGGACCUUAUAGUCUGUGGGUGAGAUGCGGGUGAGACCCACUGAAUCCAAAGUGUACUUGGACCAAAUGUGGUAAGUGAUGUGACGUGAAAUCAAGGACUGUGGAAACUUCCCAAAGAGCAAGUUAUCCAUGAAGUAGACAACCACAGAAGAGGAAAGAAAGGUGGAAACACUGGAGCCAGGGGCUCCCGUCCCAGACCUGGCCAGCAACUCCAGUAACCAGAGCUGUGUGAGAAGAAAAGGCCAAGCCACUGGGGUAGCCGCACCCCAAAGAGAGAUGAAGAGUCACGGGGUGCUGAGGCAGAGACAGAACUGUGUGGCAGGGAGUGGAUCUUCACCCAUCACUGUGCCUCCAACUGACUCAGACGGACCAUGUCCCAGCACCUGCUUCUCCCGCUUGUGAUCCUUGCCAUCAGCCCCAUCCCGGGAGCCUUCCAGGACUCAGCUCUCAGUCCUACUCAAGAAGAACCUGAAGAUCUGGACUGCGGUCGCCCCGAGCCCUCUGCCCGAAUCGUGGGGGGCUUAGACUCUCAGCCGGGCACCUGGCCGUGGCAGGUGAGCCUGCAUCAUGGCGGGGGCCACAUCUGCGGGGGCUCCCUCAUCGCCCCUUCCUGGGUCCUCUCGGCUGCUCACUGUUUCGUGAUGAACGGGACCUUGGAGCCCGCGGCCGAGUGGUCGGUGGUGCUGGGCGUGCACUCGCAGGACGGGCCCCUGGACGGCGCGCACGUCCGCGCGGUGGCCGCCAUCCUGGUGCCGGACAACUACAGCAGCGUGGAACGGGGCGCCGACGUGGCCCUGCUGCGCCUGGCCGCGCCCGCCAGGCUGGGCCCCUCCGUGCGGCCCGUCUGCCUGCCCCGCGCCUCGCACCGCUUUGCUCACGGCACCGCCUGCUGGGCCACCGGCUGGGGGGACGUCCAGGAGGAGGACCCCCUGCCUCUCCCCUGGGUGCUACAAGAAGUGGAGCUCAGGUUGCUGGGAGAGGCUGCCUGUCAGUGUCUCUACAGCCGGCCUGGCCCCUUCAAUCUCACUUUCCAGCUAUUGCCCGGGAUGCUAUGUGCCGGCUACCCGGAAGGCCGCAGGGACACCUGCCAGGGAGACUCUGGGGGACCCCUGGUCUGUGAGGAAGGUGGCCGAUGGUUCCAGGCAGGAAUCACCAGCUUUGGCUUUGGCUGUGGACGGAGGAACCGCCCCGGAGUCUUCACUGCUGUGGCUCCCUAUGAGGCAUGGAUAAGGGAACAGGUGUCAGGCUCAGAGCCUGGGCCUGCCUUCCCCACCCAGCCCCCGGAGGCCCAGUCAGGCCUCCCGGAGCCCAUGAAUGAGAACUGCACCAUCGCCCUGCCAGAGUGUGGGAAAGCCCGGAGGCCAGGGGCCUGGCCCUGGGAAGCCCAGGUGAUGGUCCCAGGAUCCAGACCCUGCUAUGGGGCACUGGUGUCUGAAAGCUGGGUCUUGGCACCUGCCAGUUGCUUUCCAGGUCACAUCAGCUCAGACCGCCCGCCCAGCGACCUGGACUACUGGCGCGUACAAUUGCCCUCGCGCCCGCGCGCGGAGCAGGUGGCGCGCCUCGUGCUGCACGAGAACGCCUCGUGGGACGAUGCCUCGAACCUGGCGCUGCUGCAGCUGCGCGCGCCCGUGAACCUGAGCGCGGCCCCGCGGCCAGUGUGUCUACCCCACCCAGAACACUAUUUCCUGCCAGGGAGCCGCUGCCGCCUGGCUCGCUGGGGCCGCGGGGAACCCGCGCCCGGAGCCAGCUCGCUGCUUGAGGCGGAGCUGUUGGGUGCCUGGUGGUGUCACUGCCUGUAUGGCCGCCAGGGGGCGUCAGUGCCGCCGCCGGGAGAGCCGCCGCAGGCUCUCUGCCCCGCCUACCAGGAGGAGGAGGCGGAGGGGAGCUGCUGGAACUACUCUCAUUGGAGCCUGCUGUGCCGGGAAGAGGGGACCUGGUUCCUGGCUGGAAUCAAAGACUUCCCCAGUGACUGCCUGCGUCCCAGAGUUUUCUACCCGCUGCAGACCCACGGUCCAUGGAUCAGCCAUGUGACUCGGGGGGCCUACCUGGAGGACCAGCUGGCCUGGGACUGGGGCCCUGAGGGAGAAGAGACUGAGGCACAAACUUGUCCCCCUCACACAGAGAAUGGUGCCUGUGGCCUGCGGCCAGAGCCAGCUCUGAUGGGGGUCCUAUGGCCCUGGCUGGCAGAGGUGCAUGUCGCUGGAGAGCGCGUCUGUGCUGGCAUCCUUGUGGCCCCAGGCUGGGUUCUGGCAGCCACUCACUGUGUCCUCAGGCCAGGCUCUACAACGGUGCCUUAUAUUGAAGUGUACCUGGGCCGGGCGGGGGCCAGCCCUCUCCCCCAGAGCCACCAGGUGACCUCAGCACCUCCACUCCUGUGCCAGACUGAGGGAGGCUCCUGGGUCCUCGUGGGCAUGGCUGUUCGAGGCAGCCGGGAGCUGUUUGCUGCCACUGGCCCUGAAGAGGCCUGGAUCUCCCAGACAGUGGGGGAGGCACCUUUCCUGCCCCCCAGCAGCUUCCCCCACUGGCUCACUGAAGGCAGCGACCUCUGUCCCCCUGACAUGGCCAGGGCCUCAGGUUCCCCGCGGGCUGCUCUUUUCCUGCUGCUUCUGACCCCCCUGAUCCAGGGCUGAGGGCUGACCCCUCCCGGCCCGGGGCCCUGGGCUACCUCCCCUUCACCUCCCCACCCCCUUCCACCCUCCACUAACCGCCCAGUGAGGCUGGAAUGUAGCCCAACUGGCUCCCGUUCCCUUACCCAGAACCUCUGGAGCGCUCCACCCACCUAGACUGCAGCGGCUUCGGAUAAUUGGGCCUCAGUGCCCAGCUAUUUCGGGCUCUGGCAUUCUUGAGGGCAGCGGGAGCCAGCGGACAAUAAACAUGUAAACACA
Messenger RNA from Odocoileus virginianus texanus, 3984 nucleotides. NCBI's taxonomy places the organism in Eukaryota, Metazoa, Chordata, Mammalia, Artiodactyla, Cervidae. The record is from RefSeq and is a predicted model, not a curated record.